GCUGCAUUGCUGGAGACCACAUCUAGCUCACCCAGCCUCCUAGACAAUGUGCUCAGUGCUUUGAGACUGGAAGGACUUUGCUUUGCAAUGAAGAUGGAGGCAGUAGGAAAAGCAGAAGAACUUGUUGAUUCAGAAACUCCACUAAAGACUUCUGAAAAGCAAGAGACUGCUCCUGAUGAAGACAGGCCUAUAGAACUUGAGACACAAUCUCAGAAGGACAGCGUGUCCAGUGCAGCAGACUCUGCGGUGCUCUCUUCUAUGCCUUGCUUGCUGAUGGAACUGAGGCGGGACUCCUUGGAGUCUCAGCUGGCGUCUACAGAGAGCGACAAGCCAGUAGGUGGCCGAAUUUAUGAGAGUGACUCUUCUAACCACUGCAUGCUUUCCCCUUCCUCCAGUGGGCAUUUAGCCGACUCAGACACGCUGUCCUCCGCAGAGGAGAACGAGCCCUGCCAAGCUGAAGCCGCUGCGGAGGGAGACCCUUCUGCAGUGUCUGGGGCUGCGGCUGGGAGGAAAUCCAGGAGAUCCAGGUCUGAAAGUGAGACUUCAACAAUGGCUGCCAAGAAAAACCGACAGUCUAGCGAUAAGCAGAAUGGCCGAGUUACCAAGGUGAAAGGUCACCGGAGCCAAAAGCACAAAGAGAGGAUCCGGCUCCUGAGGCAGAAGCGGGAGGCGGCUGCUCGCAAGAAGUACAACCUGCUGCAGGACAGCAGUACCAGUGACAGUGACCUGACCUGUGACUCCAGCACGAGCUCAUCAGACGACGACGAAGAGGUUUCAGGGAGCAGCAAGACAAUCACUGCAGAAAUACCAGAUGGACCCCCUGUUGUGGCUCACUAUGAUAUAUCAGACACAAACUCAGACCCAGAAGUGGUAAAUGUGGACAAUCUGUUGGCAGCUGCAGUUGUUCAAGAGCACAAUAAUUCUUUAGGAAAUCAAGACUCAGGGUCUGCCUGGAGAACCAGAGGGCUGCUGAAUGAAAUGAGUGCUGAUACAGGUCAUUUGGAUCCAGGCUUCCUUGCAGGUGACAAAACCUCUUGUGGCAAUGCUCAGGCCAAUGAAGAAAUUAACAUUGCCUCUUCUGAUAGCGAAGUAGAGAUUGUUGGAGUUCAGGAACAUGCCAGGUGUGUGCAUCCUAGGGGAGGGGUGAUCCAGAGCGUGUCCUCCUGGAAGCGCGGCUCGCCGUUUGGGAGCGCCCAGCCCGCGCAGCCGUGGACAGCAGUGGCUCCCCAGCAGAACUGGUCCUCACCCCCAGAAGUGGUGGACCUCACUCUGGACGAGGACACCAGGCGCAAAUACCUCCUGUAAGGCCAUGUCGCUGUGCUCUGCCCCCUCCCCUCCCGUCCUCCCUGGCACAGAAGUUCAGUGGUUAAAACAUCACCUCCAGAGGCCUGUCCUUGGCACCAAGAAACCCAAACCCGUGGCGUUUCUCCAUGUCCACAGGAAUGUAGUCUGAUUUCAGUAUCACUUCAAAUGGUUUUGCCUUCUCUAAGGAGGAUUCCUGCCCACAAUUAACAGCACCAAAUUUAAAACACAUCUGCAGUUACUAAUGUGUGCAUGUAUAUCUAACAACAUAACUGCGUGCAAACUUAUGUACUCCCACCCUCCCCACCUCCCAACUCCAGGAGUUUUUUACUUUAUCAGUAUCUUGAGUUUGUUAGUAGAAGUUAGUGUGUUGCUGUGUGAGCCUCAGUGGUUUUGAGAAAUGCUGUGUCCUCACCGAUUUCAGUGGAACUGGGAGGUAUUCAACACUUCCAAAAUUUGAGCCAGGAGUAUUUUUACCCUAGUUGAUUUGGUUAUGCCACCAGUAGGAGGGAUUGUCUUUAAUGCAAAUGGCUCAUAGCAAAUGCACUGAACAACUUUAAUUAAAACAUUUUUAUUUUCAAUGUAAUUUAUAGUUUAUACUCUUCAGUGCUGAGUCUUCUGUCCACUUGACUACUGUGUUUCACUGGUGAAUUCCCACAGCUUUAAAUGUCUAAAAUAGUAAUAGUAGUGACUUAGGAACAGCUGAACAUUGCAAAAGCACAGGAAAAGGCCAAGAUUCAGGAAACACUUUCUAUCAGAGUAUUUACCCAAAUCAGUGGAACGACUCAGUUCAGCAGGCUGCAGUUUCUGUGGUGUGUAUGGAAAUUCCAGCCCCUUGUCUGUCAUUUUGAGCCUUUCCCAAGGCAAAAAAACCAAAGAUUAGACUUUAACAAGAUGAUAUUAUUCACUUUAAAUGUCUACUUUGCAAUUGAAACAUUCCUUCAUAUUCCAGAUGUUUCUAGUGGGAUAUUUGUACAGCUCUGCCAUUAGAUUUUUACUAUUUAAGCCUGAACAGGGGUGGUCAGGACAUGGGAAGUUCUGCUUUCAUUUCAUGUUGGCUGGUUUUCAAAAUUUAUUUGGCUUCCCUUAAUUUUAUUUGUGGGCAAAAUAAAAAAAUUAAAAUAGAGUUACCUGUGUUGUCACAUAAGGGAAAAACGGCCCAGCAGGGGUCUGUCAUUAGUAACAAACAUCUGUUUCUUCCAUAAGCAAAACAGUUGAUGAUGCACUUUACACAACAGCUAGGUAAGGAUUGAUAUGCCCAUUUCCAGCUUUCUAGAACAUUGAACAUAAGUGUCAUGCAUGGCCAGAAAAAUAUCUGUGGUUUUAGUGACCAAUUCCUUUCUGUGGGAGGGAGGUAGGGGAGCAUGGAUGGAUCCUGUUGGCCCCACAGCAGGGAAAGGCCCUGUGCUGCUCUGCCCAGCCUUUCUUCUCGUGUUUCCAUUAGCUGUAGGCUCACACACCUGCUGUAAAGGUAACUUUGGAACAGCCACCUCCUGUGGCUGCUUCUUCCCGUUUCACAGAGUUUCUUGAGGAUUGGUUAUGAAGAAAGCUGUAGGGACCCCCAUUUGCAGUCCUUCCGUGAAAAAAUGCCAACUAUCUCUCCCUGUUUUUCAGUUGGUAUACGAUGUGACUUCCACGUGUACAUAAAAAAACCUGCCUCCUAACCAAACUUCCUCCAAUUGUGCACUGUGUUUGUUUAAACAGCUCAUGUAUGGUAGUCUGAUGCAGGUUUUCUUUUAUUUAAAACACUAUGUAUUUUAUCUUAACAAAUUUCAAGGCUAGUGAUCUGAAAAAAGCAAGAAAGCAAGCACUGGAUAUAGGUAGGAAAUGGUUUGGUUUUGUUUCCUUUUUUUUUUGGUUUGUUUUUGUUUUUUCUUCUUUUUUUUUUUUUUUUUUUUUAAUUCUGUUUUUUAAAAAGAGCAAAAAUGUGCCUGGGUGAUUUUUGCUCUUCUCAGCAGGACAGAGAAAAGUUAGCCAUUGUAUGGCUGUGAACCAAUGCACUUGGGGCCUGGUCCAGAACCCACUGGGGUCAGUCUGGGGCUGUCUAUUGACCUCAGUGUGCAUUGGCUCGAGCCCUUCAGGGUUUAGCAGUUUUCCUGAAUUGCUGGAGUGUGAACUUGGAAUCUUCUAUAGUGAAGACAAAUCAUUGCUCAGAAUAUAAAUGUUUAAAAUGUGCGGCUCUAGUUAAAAAUAAAAUUUGAUUCUUCUUGACACUCAGUAUUUAGUUCUCAUUUUCCAUCUAGUAUUUAAUGGUCUUUGGAGAGAAAUAAUAAUAAAACAGAGUGUUAUAUAUAUAUAUAAAUAUAUAUAUUUUUGGUGCAAGAUGAGACCUUCUGUUUUUUUGAAACAAGUCUGUAGCAUAAAGGUUAAACUAUUUUAAGACAAAAUAAAAUAUAGUGUAUUAUUUAAGCAA
Messenger RNA from Taeniopygia guttata (zebra finch), 3715 nucleotides. Lineage: Eukaryota; Metazoa; Chordata; Aves; Passeriformes; Estrildidae. The record is from RefSeq and is a predicted model, not a curated record.